AAUAAGUUGGAAGGUCCAAUCCCUAAUAAUAAAGCUUUUAUCAAUGCCUCAUUGGAGGGUAAUAAAGGUCUUUGUGGAAAUGUAACCGGACAGCAGCCCUGUGAAAGGUCAUCUUUUGUGGUGAAGAAGCACUCAAUGGCGAAGAAACAUAAACUCAUCCUCAUCACUGUACUUCCUAUUAUGGGAGCCCUAGUACUGCUCUGUGCUUUCAUUGGUGUUCUAUUUAUGUGUGAUAAAAUAAGGAAAGUUAAAGACGUUGAAAGACGCGGUGAUGGUUGGGUUUCAAUAUCCACGUUAGAUGGAAAGACACUGUACAAAGAUAUCUUAAACACUACAGAGGAGUUUGAUGCAACAUUUUGCAUCGGGCAAGGAGGGCAUGGAAGCAUUUACAAGGUAAACCUUCCAUCAUUAGGGAAUAUAGCUGUGAAGAGACUUCAUUCUUCAUUUGAGAAUACACAUCCCAAAAGCUUUAUGAAUGAAGUACGGGCAUUGAUUGGGAUUAAGCACCGGAACAUCGUGAACCUCUACGGCUAUUGUUCGAAUGCACAAAACUCGUUGUUGGUUUAUGAGUAUGUGGAUAGGGGGAGUUUGUCUAGCAUUUUGAGCAAUGAAGUUGAGUCCAAGAAAUUGGAUUGGAUUAAAAGGGUGAAUAUCAUCAAAGGUGUUGCUUGUGCUUUAUCUUACAUGCACGAAGAUUGCUCACCACCGAUCGUUCAUCGUGACAUAUCAAGCAGUAAUAUUUUGCUUGAUUCCGAGUACGAAGCACGUGUUUCAGAUUUUGGCAUAGCUAAGCUUCUCAAGCCAGACUCAUCUAAUUGCACUGCGCUUGCAGGCACGUAUGGAUAUGUUGCACCUGAGCUUGCAUACACAAUGAAGGUUACAAAAUUGUGUGAUGUCUAUAGCUUUGGAGUACUAGCAUUGGAGAUAAUAAAAGGAAAGCAUCUUGGGGAAUACAUUACUUUGCUAGCAAAUUCAUCGACUAGAGAUCAUGUGCAGCUUAGCGAUUUGCUAGAUGAACGCCUUCCACAUCCUGAAAAUGAAGUAAAAGAUGUUUUGGUAUUUAUCAUCAAGCUAGCAAGCUCUUGUUUGCUUGAAACUCCAAAAUCAAGGCCAACAAUGUACUUCAUCUCUCAUAAGUUAUCAUCAAUGGAUCCACGUCGACCUACUCAUCAGAUAAACCCCCAUAUAAGGCGAGCUAUAUAAUCCAUGAUGGCUGAUACGUAAGGUGUCUUUGUAUGGAAAUGAAUAACCUUCAUCACCCAGUGGUUGUGACGUACGUAGUUUAAUGUGAAAGUCCCUCAAAAAGUUAUUACCGGGACUAGUAUUGUUUUAUCCUUAAAUUACUAAUCUAGUUUACUGUACUAGAGUUAAUACAUUGUAAAUUUGUAAUGUAGAAGGUAAUUAUUUAAUCUCCUCGUGCCAAAAAGUAAUAAAACAAGCUUAGAUCAAA
Molecule: messenger RNA, 1450 nt
Organism: Lycium ferocissimum
Lineage: Eukaryota; Viridiplantae; Streptophyta; Magnoliopsida; Solanales; Solanaceae
Product: MDIS1-interacting receptor like kinase 2-like
Exons: 2
Coding region: 136-1203 (355 amino acids)
Biological process (GO): protein phosphorylation
Molecular function (GO): ATP binding; protein kinase activity
Source: RefSeq, a predicted model, not a curated record